This is a messenger RNA of Antrostomus carolinensis (chuck-will's-widow), 912 nucleotides long. It is a transcript of the gene TRMT61B, whose product is annotated as tRNA methyltransferase 61B. The annotation marks the transcript as partial. Gene Ontology annotation, cellular component: mitochondrion; tRNA (m1A) methyltransferase complex. The record is from RefSeq and is a predicted model, not a curated record. Gene Ontology annotation, biological process: tRNA methylation. Lineage: Eukaryota; Metazoa; Chordata; Aves; Caprimulgiformes; Caprimulgidae. The transcript is spliced from 7 exons. Gene Ontology annotation, molecular function: tRNA (adenine(58)-N1)-methyltransferase activity.
GUGUUGACCAGCCCCGGUGGGCUCUUGCCUCACCGGGAUAUUAUCGGGCAGCUGCCCGGGCAGAUGCUACGCACGUCGGGUGGGACGCGGCUGUUACUGAGGCGGCCCUCGCUGGAGGAAUACGUGCUGCUGAUGCCGCGGGGACCCACCAUCGCCUAUCCCAAGGAUAUAAGUGCUAUGUUAAUGAUGAUGGAUAUCCACCCGGGAGACACCGUGUUGGAAACUGGCAGUGGGUCAGGCGCUAUGAGCUUGUUUCUGUCAAGAGCAGUUGGGCCGAAAGGACGUGUUAUAAGUUAUGAAGUCAGAGAUGAUCAUCACAAUUUAGCUAAGAGGAAUUACAGGCACUGGCGUGCUGCAUGGGAAAUAGGACAUCUGGAAGAGUGGCCAGAUAAUGUGGAUUUCAUUCUUAAGGACAUUUUAACAGCUGCUGCGGAUAUGAAAUCUGUAACUCUUGAUGCAAUAUUUCUGGAUAUGCUUAACCCUCAGUCUGCUCUGCCUGUCCUACACCCAAGUCUGAAACAGGGUGGUGUGUGCGCUGUGUAUUUAGCAAACAUCACGCAGGUUACUGACCUUUUAGACAGAAUACGGACCUGCAAGCUCCCUUUUUUGUGUGAAAGGAUCAUUGAGGUAACUCAUAGAAAUUGGUUGGUACUCCCUGCUAAAAUCAAGAAUGGCAAAUCAAGACAAAUGGUGGAAACUCAAGAAAAUAUUGAAGAACCACCUCGAAAGGAAUACAACGAAAUCCACAUUGAGGAUCAAGUAGUUCUUAAAGAAAGUGAAAACCAUGAAUCACUUUCUGAUGAUGCUGAAACAUACUGCUCGGUGCCUUACGUUGCUAGACCAUCUUAUUGGCAGGAUGCUCAUUCAGCAUUCCUUACCAAGCUGAGAAAGUUUCGACCGCUGCUUACUUGA